Molecule: messenger RNA, 1101 nt
Organism: Paramecium pentaurelia
Lineage: Eukaryota; Ciliophora; Oligohymenophorea; Peniculida; Parameciidae
Source: the annotation of a GenBank genome assembly
AUGUAAAGCAAAUAAGGUCAUUUAUAUCUAUUGUCUCAUAAGAGUUCUAAAAGUGAAUACAUUAAAAAAACAGUCAAUCACUUAAACUAUUCAAUUCCAUGCAUAAACUGUGAUUCUCUUAUUCCAGCUAUUGAUGUCGAUAAACAUACAUAAUUAUGUCAAGCCCAUUCUCCUAAACACAGUUCUUAAUUUAAAGAUCAAACAGCUAUGGAAGAAACUGAUAUAAAGCUCAAGAAAUUAAGAUAAUCAAUAAUAAUUUAAUGUAAAACAGAAACAAAUAUAUACAAUAAAAAAUAUCUAAUAAGAGCAGAAGAGCUUUGUACUUAAAUACUCAAAUUGUAGAAUUUUGAUGAAAAAGAAUAAAGAAAAAUAUUAGAUAUUUCAGAAGAAAUAAAAAUGAUAACUGAGUCAUAUAAGGGAGUGUUACUUGUUCAAUUAUUUUUGGAAAGAUUACAUUCUUUGACAUUGGUUAAGUAGUAGAAUAUGAAAUCUAUUAUAUAAGAAAAGUACUAAUUGGUAAACAAUUAAUAAAAAAAAAUCAUUCAAGAUCUUAAUAAAUAAUCAUUUAAUAUCUUAAUAAAUAAGGAAGAGUAAAACUAUGUUUAAUAAUGUCUUGGUUAUUAAACUUAAACUAGUGCUAUAAAUCUGAGAUAAAAUGAAAUAUUUCGUAAGACUUAAAUCACUAAAUUCUCAAGGGAAAAUUAAAAUAAAUCUGGAUGUGAAUUAAAAAGUGAAAUUUUAACUAAAAUGUCUAGUUCAUAAUGUGAAGAAGAAGUUCAGGGAAUUGAUGAUACUCAAAAUAAUAAUAAUUAUUAGAGGUUAUUUUAUUCAAAAUGCUUGAACUUGAAGGCUUAAUUAUCUAAUAAUGAUCCUGCUUAAAAAAUUCCAUUGUGUGUGUUAUUUAAAGAAGUUCUCAGUUAAAGGAUUUCAAUUAACUAAUGGAAUUAAUUUAUUUUAUCAGCUUUUGAAAAACCUUCAUAAUAUCUAGAAUUUUAGAAAUCUACUUUGCUUAAUUAAGCAUCCAAAUUUUAAAAUUCAGUUAAAUAAUUUACAAUUAAUAGUAAUUUCAAAGAAAGAUUAAGAAAUCUUAAAAUAGUAUGA